CAAGAAAAGAAAUCCAAUCACAUCGAACUUGAAUCAAAACUACAAAUUAGAGUUUCGUCCCAAGAAAACACAAAGCCCGCAUACAAAAAACGAAAUUCACGAGAAGUACCAACAAGAUAGUCAAGAAGAAUACAUCGAAUACAAAAAUGAGCGAAAUUAAAAUAGCGGAUUCAGAUCAAUUAAUCGAUUCAAAUCAUAUAGAAAAAGUUAGUACGAUUGGAGUAUUUGAUUCGGAAGGAUCUAAAAGACCAUUUGGAGAAUUAAUCAGACAUGGAACUAAGAUUGUAAUCUUCAUAAGACAUUUUAAUUGUGGUUUUUGUCAAGAUUAUCUCAUCGCAAUUAAAGAUAAAAUGAGUAAAGAAAAAUUAGGAGAUCGAGAAAUAAUCGUUAUAGGAUGUGGAGAUUGGUCAAUCAUAAAACCAUACAAAGAAUUGUUGGAUUAUCCAUUUGAAAUUUAUUCAGAUGAUACUCGUCAAUUGUUUGAUGAAUUAGGUAUGAUCUGUAAUUUAUCCACAGGGGAUGAAAAGCUUCAUGGCCAUUAUAGUCAAGGAGUAGUUGCGACUGUGCUACAUAGUAUAGCAAAUGGUUGGAGAAUGGGGAUUAAAACUUUUUUACAAAGUGGUAAGAUUUCUCAAUUAGGUGGCGAGUUUAUUUUCAAAGAUAAUGAAUGUAAAUUCGCACACAGGAUGCAAAAUACACGAGAUCAUGUAGAGCCAGAAGAUCUAGAGAAAUUGAUCUUACGAUUUUAGGCCCUGUUUGGUAUAACUUACAAAAACUGGGAGAAAUUAUUCAAAAAUAAUCUAUUUUCUACUUUUUCAAACUCGUUUGUAUGUUAUCACUUUUGCCCCUCUUUUCAUAAUCCAUUUUCCAACGGAAAAUCUAUUUUUUUGGUCAAUAAUGUGGUAUUUUGAAAGCUUCUCAGGAGCAGUUUUCAAGUCCAAUAAUCUGUUACAAACCCCCAAAGAAGUGUCCAAGAUUGGGACUCCAUCAGAUCAAUCUUAAUUUCUCUCCUCAUUUGAGCCAGUACAAAAUGUUCUCUGGGUGCUUGACAAUCUAAACUGUGCACCUCACCUUUGCAACUCUUGUUUUGCAAUUCCAAAUUACCUUUUCUUAUUU
Molecule: messenger RNA, 1116 nt
Organism: Melampsora larici-populina 98AG31
Lineage: Eukaryota; Fungi; Basidiomycota; Pucciniomycetes; Pucciniales; Melampsoraceae
Exons: 7
Coding region: 147-749 (200 amino acids)
Source: RefSeq, a predicted model, not a curated record